This is a messenger RNA of Osmerus eperlanus (European smelt), 1426 nucleotides long. RefSeq lists its product as uncharacterized. Bases 556 to 921 code for a protein of 121 amino acids. Lineage: Eukaryota; Metazoa; Chordata; Actinopteri; Osmeriformes; Osmeridae. The transcript is spliced from 4 exons. The record is from RefSeq and is a predicted model, not a curated record.
UAGGGUUACCCAACUCAGGGUUUCACUAAACCCGCUUUCUGGAAUACCCCCCAGAUCUUACUGGAUUUGUCUCUCUGAGCUACCCGUCUGUUUCUAUAGUAACUCAAUAUUGAUUGUACCGACGUACCUGGACCCCUCUGGAGGCUAGCAACUCAUUGUCUUUGGAAUGCAAUAAGUACUUGCUACUGUGUUAGAGCUAGCUGACUAGAUUCCUUGCCUUUACGGUAUUCACCUGCUAAUGAUAGUGUAAAUUCAGCCACAUAACGCGUUAACUAUCUUGCUAUAAAGCUUCCAUUCAGAUGUGCUGCUACCGUUUUGCUAGCUACUGAAGCUAGAGCUAUACAUUGUCCAAAUGUGUUCAAAAUGUUAGCUAACAAGCUAAAUUACGCAAUAGCUUUAUAAACUGUCAUUUUAAUUGGACAGCUAACCUCGGGCAAGGAAACCUUGAUGUUUGGUUAACUAGCUAGCCACCAGCAGCAGAGGAAGACCACAGAGAUGAGAAACUCCCAAAUUAUAUAUUGGAAUAGAGGAAGUAGUUGGCACUGAUAAGUAGAGAUGACUCAGGCGGGAAUAGUGGUAUUGCCCAUAUGGGGUCUGGCACUUCCUCUUCCUGCCGUGCUUCUGAUAGCUGUUGGCCUUUACAUGAUCUUACUCGCGAUGGUGCUAUGGUUUUGUCAUUGCCUUAAGGACCACUGCUGCUCAGAGUGUGGAGAGUGCUGUCCAAAUAUUGCACCUUUUGAAUACUGCAUUGCAUGUGCAGAAUCUUGUGACUGUCGUUUUCCAUCACUUCGCUCCUUUCUUGAUCAAAUGUGCCCAUCUCCUUCUUCUCUACAGUGGCCUGCAUGGGACUGUGCCUGCACCUGCCAGUCUCCAGAGUGUGAGUCAUGCAAUUGCCUCUGCUUUGAGAUCAAGGUCAGGUAGACCAAGUCCAAGCAUUGCAUAGAACUGCAAGAUGGUUUGUGAUUUUAUUUGGGCCUCAGAUAAAGUGGUAGACUACCAUCCACCCAAAAUUGUUGUUUCGUGUAGUCAGUAAAUGUGUAAAGCAACUGUAUGAUAUCCAUAAGAGUGCCAUGGAUGUGUCACUGGGAAACCAACCAUGUGAAGUCAGUUCAAGGGCUAUAUGCAUGAAGUGUCAAUGCUUCACUCCACAAGUUCUUGAAAAGCGUGCUGCAUGUUUCAUACAAGUCGUAAUUAGCUUUUGCCUUAUUUAAACAUUCUACAUUUGAGAUUACUAUAUAUUUAGAUGUCACCCAGUUCAAAUUGUAUAUGACAAUACUAGGUGUGCUUUGCAUAUCUGAGUCUGAUCAUUUAAAUGUGUUUUUCUUAACAUUUGUAUGUUGAAAGGCUUUUGUGGUACUGUGAAAUUAAAUUGAAAACAGGACUAAAAUGUGUUUUAAUGCUUUUCUGUAAUAAAAAGAGAAUGGCA